Molecule: messenger RNA, 630 nt
Organism: Menidia menidia (Atlantic silverside)
Lineage: Eukaryota; Metazoa; Chordata; Actinopteri; Atheriniformes; Atherinopsidae
Source: the annotation of a GenBank genome assembly
AUGUUUGUGGUGAUGGACAAAAGCAAAGUGGCGGCUGAAAAUACUAAAUGUUAUUCCCACAAUCUGCUGCUUGUGGCUCUCUGGUCCAUCGAUGUUGUUGAAUCUAAAGAGACCGACAAGUUCCUCCAGUCCCUCUUUGCACAGCCACGUCUGUACAUCCUGCUCUGUCCAAUCAGCAAGCAGCAGACUGGCGAUCAUGAUGACGAUGGUCUAUUUUUUCUGGACUGUCAAAUAAUGAACAGAGGAAAACCAACAAUGAAAUGCUGUAAAAAUCACAUGCAAAUGCUUUUCCAGUCCACAGCAGAGCACAGCCAAAUCCAGACAAACCCGCUGACGAGUCCUGCUCUUGUGUUGGGGAAAGGUGGAAGACACAGCAACAGCAGUGACAUAUCUGCAGGAAGGAGGAAGAGCAGCAGGAAGGUGAAGACUGAAACUGGCAAAGGAUCAGCACAAAAAGUCAGGUUGCCUGAAACCACUGAGAAAAAAAAAAAAAAAAGAAUCUUGGAUCAUCUUAAAUCCUUUUACAUCAAAGCUCUCUGCGUGUUUUUACCUGCGAUGCCACAUCAAUGGCUGAACAGAAAGCAAAAUGUACUGUUGCCUCACUGCACCCAGUGCUUUGGCAAAAACUAA